AUCGUAGAAUGGAACCUCGCCCGCCUCUUGACCUGGCACUCGACCGUUCCGCUGCUUGCAACUUCGGGCCGCCGGAAUCCUCGUCACAGCCCCCAACCACCCAGCAGCUCUUGCUAUAUCCCUCCGAAGUGAGCAACCAAGUAGGUAGGGCAGCAUCGGCGCGUGGCCGACCCGGCCAAGCAGGUGCGGCUUGUCGGUCCCAAGCUUCCAGCAACCCCCGCCAAUAUCAGAGGACCUAUCAAUAUACCGACGAGCCUAGCUGUGGCCGAGAAAAGCUCACCUCUGUGGAGAAGUGCCGUGGCCAAGUCGCAGCGCCGCUACCCUACCACCCCACUUCGAGAGAAGCGAUGUCCCCUCCCGCAGACACUCCGGCUCGCUUCUCCCAUUGGUACAUUCUAGGCACUCUCGGCAAGUGA
Molecule: messenger RNA, 416 nt
Organism: Gaeumannomyces tritici R3-111a-1
Lineage: Eukaryota; Fungi; Ascomycota; Sordariomycetes; Magnaporthales; Magnaporthaceae
Exons: 3
Coding region: 9-416 (135 amino acids)
Source: RefSeq, a predicted model, not a curated record